Protopolystoma xenopodis is the source of this 654-nucleotide messenger RNA. The record is from the annotation of a GenBank genome assembly. NCBI's taxonomy places the organism in Eukaryota, Metazoa, Platyhelminthes, Monogenea, Polystomatidea, Polystomatidae.
AUGACUUCGUACAUUUCCAAGCGCUUUGCCAGCAUAGUCACUGAGAGGCGCCAUCGUCAGCACAGAGUAACAAUGUUGCAUCUCUUUCUGUCAACCCCACUUCAUAUGGCCCAUCUACUUACUUUCACACAAUUCUUUAAUCUCGUUUCCUCCAAUCUUGCUAAAGAAGGUACAGCUAAAAGUGGGUUUAGUGCAGCAUAUUCAUCUUCACCACCGGUUACAGGUGUCGCUUGCAAGGCUCCUGACCUUCAUUCAGCCCACCUACUCCGCUUGUCAAUAGAUCGCUACUACACAACAAACUCACUGGUUAACUGUCUAAAAUCGUGCUGCCUAAGAGUCUUCAAUUCACGUCCCCGAUUACGCCAUUUUCGAGGAUUUAGAGCAGACCAUAUUCAUGCCGAUGCCAAUUAUCAGGAUCUUCCUCUCCCUAGGCUUCAAACCCAUGACUCAGUUAUCCUCCUUCCCACUCACAUUGUAUCUCAUUCUUUAAGCCGUGUGUCCGGCUUCAGUGAACCCCUCCUGGGUAAAAUGUUUGGCCUCUUCUCACUGCAAUCGCCUUUUCUUGACUUUCCUUUGUCCUUCAUGAGUCGCUCCUUGGCGAUAUUUCUUCCUGCUGUUGAACAGGUGUCCUGGGUUCAGGCGUCUCCUUUUUGA